AUGCUAAGGGAAUUUGUAUCUCGCUUUCAGAUGGAGCAAAUGGAAUUACUGCCAGUCUCCGAUGACUGGGCAGUACAGGCCUUCACCCAGGGCUUGAACGAGCAAAGCUCUGUAGCUUCGAAGCAGCUAAAGGAAAAUUUGAUCGAGUAUCCUGCCAAAACUUGGGCGGACGUGCACAACAGGUACCAGCGGAAGAUCAGUGUCGAAGACAACCAAUUAGGAGCCCCUUUGGGCUUAGUAUAUCCUAGCAGGUUCGUAAUAAAGGAACAAAGGUUUGUAGAAAGGGAGCCGAGACCUAAAAAAGAAAGAUACCGGCCGUAUGUGGAAGAUCGAAGGAAUGCCCCGAAACGUAACAUACCGUGCGGUAAUCGAAGGACAGAUCGGAGUCAAAAUUCCCAGGGACUCAUGAAUAAAACUGGGUUCGAUAGGCACACUGGGCCAAUAGAAGCACCCCGGCUAUCCGAGUACAACUUCAACAUCGAUGUCUCGCACAUCAUGUCAGCCACAGGUAAAAUAAAAGAUACCAGGUGGCCAAGACCCAUACUGUUGGACCCUUCACAGAGAAAUCCUAACUUGGUAUGCAAAUAUCACGGCACUCACGGUCAUAAGACCGAGGACUGCAGACAGCUUCAGGAAGAGGAAGAACGAGCCAGAAGAACCACAGCACGUCAUCCACAUGAUCAUCGGAGGGAUCGAAGCCCCGCAGGGACCCAUUAUCAAGCGAACAGAAAUAUCCAUCACCAGAGAAAAGCGGACUCGAAGUUACAUUCUAGAGGAGGCUCUCACGUCCAGCGAAGAAGACAACGAGCCCUUGUCUCAGCCUCAUAA
Molecule: messenger RNA, 828 nt
Organism: Nicotiana attenuata
Lineage: Eukaryota; Viridiplantae; Streptophyta; Magnoliopsida; Solanales; Solanaceae
Exons: 2
Coding region: 1-828 (275 amino acids)
Source: RefSeq, a predicted model, not a curated record